Dermatophagoides pteronyssinus (European house dust mite) is the source of this 1925-nucleotide messenger RNA. RefSeq names its product thioredoxin reductase 1, cytoplasmic-like. Gene Ontology annotation, molecular function: flavin adenine dinucleotide binding; thioredoxin-disulfide reductase (NADPH) activity; glutathione-disulfide reductase (NADPH) activity. Gene Ontology annotation, cellular component: mitochondrion; cytosol. Lineage: Eukaryota; Metazoa; Arthropoda; Arachnida; Sarcoptiformes; Pyroglyphidae. Gene Ontology annotation, biological process: glutathione metabolic process; cell redox homeostasis; cellular response to oxidative stress. The record is from RefSeq and is a predicted model, not a curated record.
ACCAUCAUCAUUAUUAUUAUCAUCACUGUCAUUAUUAUCAUUAUCGCCAUUGAUUGUGAUAGAAAAUAUAAAAUCAUUAAAAACAUCAUUAAUCACGGGUUCAAUUCAAUCAUUAUUUACAUUAAAGGGAACAGCCGCAUCGGCAUCAUCAUCAUCAGCAUCUACAUCAAGAUCAUUGUUCCCAAAAAGAAAUUGUGGUAAAGUUUCAGCAACAACAUCAUCAAUUCGUGAUACAUUUUCAAAACAUUUUUAUUCAACAACAACAUCGACAACGACAAAAAUAAUGGCACCAAUCGAUAUGAAACAUGAUUAUGAUUAUGAUCUUAUUGUAAUUGGUGGUGGUUCAGGUGGCCUGGCUGCAAGUAAAGAAGCAGCAUCAUUAGGUAAAAAAGUUUGUAUGUUGGAUUUUGUUCAACCAACACCACAUGGUGUUACAUGGGGUGUUGGUGGUACUUGUGUUAAUGUUGGUUGUAUACCGAAAAAACUAAUGCAUCAUGCAUCAUUAAUUGGCGGUGAAAUUGAAGAUGCACAUUAUUUUGGUUGGCAAACAAAAAAUGGUGAACCAUUAAAAGAUAAUUUAAAACAUGAUUGGUCAACAUUGGUUAAUUAUGUACAAAAUAAUAUAAAAGGAUCGAAUUUUUCAUAUCGUGCAUUAUUAGCAACACAACAAGUAAAAUAUUUAAAUGCAUAUGGUACAUUUGUCGAGCCGAAUAAACUUCGUAUUGUUUAUAAAAAUAAAAAAGAAGAAUUUAUAACAUCAAAAAAUUUUAUUGUGGCUACUGGUGAACGACCAGUUUAUCCUAUUGAUUGUAAAGGUGCACUAAAAUAUUCAAUAACAUCAGAUGAUUUAUUUUCAUUAAAAUAUCCACCUGGUCGUACAUUAGUUGUUGGUGCAUCAUAUGUUGCGCUGGAAUGUGCUGGAUUUUUACGUGGUCUUGGUUAUGAUGUUACCGUUAUGGUUCGUUCAAUAGUAUUACGUGGUUUUGAUCGUCAAUGUUCGGAACAUGUUCGUAAUUAUAUGGAAAAUUAUGAACAUGUAAAAUUUAUUGAUCAUUGUGUUAUGAAACAAAUUGAUGAAUUAAAACCAAGUGAAAAUAAUGAACCACCAUUAUUACGUGCUACAUAUCGUAAUCUGGAUACAGAUGAAGAAAUGAUGGAUGAAUUUAAUACCAUUUUGUUUGCUAUUGGUAGAAAACCAUGUACAGAUAAAAUUGGUUUAGAUAUUGUUGGUGUUGAAAUGGAUACAAAAGGUUAUAUACCAACCAUAAAUGAACAAACAAAUGUGCCACACAUUUAUGCAAUUGGUGAUAUAUUACAAGGACGGCCACAAUUAACACCAGUUGCAAUUGAAGCUGGUAUAUUAUUAGCAAGAAGAUUAUUUACAGAUCAACAAAUAAAUUGUGAUUAUAUUAAUGUACCAACAACUGUAUUUACACCAUUGGAAUAUGGUUGUUGUGGUUAUACUGAAGAAGAAGCUAUUGAAAAAUUUGGUUUGGAUAAUAUUGAAGUUUAUCAUCAAUAUUUUACACCAACUGAAUGGAAAUUAAAUUAUUAUGAUCGUCCACGUAAACCAAUGAAUGUUUGUUAUGCCAAAGUUAUUACUACACGUUCGAAUGAUGGUGAUUCAAGAAAAGAAUUAUUACUUGGUUUUCAUUAUGUUGGACCAAAUGCAGGUGAAAUAAUACAAUUUACACCAUUUCCAUUAAAAAUGAAGGCAACAAAAGCUGAUCUUGAUUCAAUGAUCGGUAUACAUCCAACAUGUGCCGAAAUUUUUACAAUGUUACCAAUUAGUAAACGUAGUGGUAAAGAAGCAACACAACAAGGUUGUUGUGGUUAAAUAGCUAAAUAAUUAACUAAAUUAAUCCUUUAGUCUCCCCGAAAAUUGAUACAAUAAUGAUGAUGAUAAUUUGAUAAUUUAACUAAAA